Zasmidium cellare ATCC 36951 is the source of this 894-nucleotide messenger RNA. RefSeq lists its product as uncharacterized. The transcript has 4 exons. Lineage: Eukaryota; Fungi; Ascomycota; Dothideomycetes; Mycosphaerellales; Mycosphaerellaceae. The coding region runs from base 1 to 894 and encodes 297 amino acids. The record is from RefSeq and is a predicted model, not a curated record.
AUGAGAUUUGACGCUCCGCGCCACUGGAACCACGACCGACAUAUCGCUGAAGCUCUCGCCAACGCGGCCAAUCCUCCGGCUGGCAGCCUACAGUCUGCUUUCUCACAGGCACCACAACCACCUACGUCUCUGUCAGGCCCACAAAUUGGCGCAUCGAGCCAACCCCACCAUACCACGGCUUCGCUGUCCACUCAGCAGCCACUAUCUACGGCGUUGCCUCAUUCCAGCAGCCACUCAACAACAGCUACACCAGCUGCACCACCCGCCAGUCAACUUGGCAUUCCGGUCGCCAGCACCUCCGCCUCUUCGGGCCCAUCGUCUGACUCACGUCCAGGCUGGCUCACGGAAGAGGUCGAAGAGAGUCUCGCGCGACAAGACCCUCAUCAUCUGGAGCCUGACCUGCGACGACACCUGUUACGGCUACCCAAAGCGCGCUUGCCCUCCAGCGAUGGUGGUGCUUGGUCCAGCUUGCGUGACAAGACCCUCAUCAUAUGGAGCUUGACCCGCGACGACUCCAGCUACGGGUUCCCCAAUGGCUACCGGCCGCCUUGGCUGUCGAUGAACGCUCUUCUUCAACAUUACGAGUUCUUCACGUCAGCCGUCGCCUUGUGCGAAUUGGCAUAUGCAGCGCAAUGUCUGCGGCCGUAUGUACCGUCCGCAACCUCCUUGGCAUAUGCACAGCAAUGUCUUGGACGUAUGCACCCACAACGUCUCUGGCAUACGCCUUGCGAUGUCUUCGGCGUAUGCACCCCCGCAACGUACUUGGCAUACGCUCAGUGCUGUCUCGGGCGUAUGCACUCCUGCGAUGUCCACAGCGGCAUCCGCAGCUACAAAGGCCUCCCGCCGACAGUGUCUGUACAGGCGUUUGAGUUACCAAGUCAGUGCGCUCAAUAG